GCCGUUAAACCUCAUUGAAGAAGAAGGAUACACUAAAAUGUCUGCGUCGAAGACAUCUUGGCUUUUGGGGACCUUGUUUAUAUCAUUCCUUUGUUUCGUUUCUUGGAAACAUUCAAUAAUCGAUGUGAGAGGUGCCUUUCUAUUGGUGGGGCGAGGUCUGUUGCUGUUGGGCCUGUCAGCCUUGAUGGUGUCAUAUUUUUAUCCACGCCUGAGGUCUUUGUUCUCCUCCAACACCGGACCAACAUCUGAAUAUUCUGACGAUGAGGAGGCAAAACAAAGACAAAAGCAGGCAAGGGAGGAGCUUCAGGAGAAACACCGUGAGAAGGCCUUCUCUUAUCAGGAGUCAGUGCUGAGACCUCGUCAGGAGUCUUCUAUGAGGAAGAAAGAGGAGCGAUUCUACCGCAUGACCGGAGAGGCCUGGAAGCUGACUGACGGAGAACAACUUGGAGAAGGAGAAACGUCAGGGCAGAGCGCCCAGGAGGAUGUUAAUGGCACACCCAAUCAGGAGGCCGUAAGAAGGAGGAAACUGCCAGAGAGUGCCACCAGAGUCCACCCCAAAACUGAGGCCCCUCCCAAAAAAAGGGUGGUUGUUUUACCAGAGGAGCCAGCAGAGGAUGCUGAAGGGGUUGUACGGGUGGCUUUGAGAUGCCCAAGUGGAAGAACAAUUCACAGAAGAUUCCUGAAAUCCGACAGCUCCUCAGUUCUUUUGGACUGGUUGCUGAAAACGGGAUAUCACCCUACAGUCUACACAUUAUGCACCACCUACCCCAGACAACCCUUGGUCACUGGGAAAGACAUAAGUAUGGGGGAUGCAGGCAUUUUAACGCACACGGUAUUAAAUGUGGAAGAGAAAGAUCCCUCCACGACCUGAGGAAAAAGCAUCAGUUCCAUGCCAUUUGAAAAUAAAGAUAUGAGCAACCGGUUGCUGGAUCACGGAAGCCUUCAUAACAGCCCAUCCUUGACAACGCUAUCUUUCAGAAAAGGGAACUAAGCUAUAAACUAAGUCCGUAUUGCAUGGAUUUUAUCUUAAUGCCAGAACAAAGUCUACAACCCUAGUGUACUCCUUCCAUGCUCAAACAGUUGUGUAUUACUCUUUCCCAAGCUUUAUUAAAACAUUGCUACACAAACA
Molecule: messenger RNA, 1129 nt
Organism: Coregonus clupeaformis (lake whitefish)
Lineage: Eukaryota; Metazoa; Chordata; Actinopteri; Salmoniformes; Salmonidae
Gene: ubxn8
Product: UBX domain protein 8
Exons: 8
Coding region: 38-871 (277 amino acids)
Cellular component (GO): endoplasmic reticulum; nucleus
Molecular function (GO): ubiquitin binding
Source: RefSeq, a predicted model, not a curated record